AUGCCUCGGCUCUUACCGUAUUUCCGUAAUUUACCACGGCUACUGUUUGGAGACCUGUGGAGAUACGGUUUUGUUACCGCGCGGGUAAAUCCUUGGAUAAAUCUUUUGGAUCGAACUGUCAAGUCCCCAUUUGGAGAACAAUUCCUCUUUCGUGCUCUCCUUCGGUUCUUCUCUUCUUCCUCGAUCUUCUUUGCACAAUCCCCCCCUAAGGUUAUAAUCACUCCCUUCCUCUUCCCCCUGAUCGUCGAUCCUCGUGGGGCGGUUCGGCCAGUCAUCCUUUCAUCAUUCACAGUUGUUGCAUCACGACCCUUGCAGGAUCACCCCAGGAUAUACCCCCCACGAUUCGAAAAAGUCCUCCCCCCCCCCGUCCCCGCCCCGGGAAAGUCUAAUCCCUUUGCCACCGUCCUUGCCCUCUUGCCCUCCUUUGCCCUGUUUUUACGAAAUAGCCAGGUCGUUUUCCUGAUGGACUCGACACGAACACCCCAUCCCGCCAAGUCCCCCGCCCAACCCUUUGCGCCCAUCUCCAACUUGACACCUUCAAAUCUCCCCAGCGCAGUCGCUCAACCUCACCCAUUUGCUCUCUCUUCAAACUCGGAUGCCCAACCUCUUACUGCUCCGAUACAAUCCGCAUCCAUUGAUUUUGCCCACUCCGCCAUGUCACAGGCUCAGCCUCUUGCCCAAGCGCUCAAUACCUCGGCACCGGCUGGAAUACCGGCCGUUCGGCCUGUGACCACCGAGUCCGCCCCUCAAUCGGACGCCAUUCCCUCUACCCAGCAGCCAUCCGAUAUCUAUCCACACCAAGUCCACGGUCUGGGGGGGGCCAACUGCGACGGCGCCGUUCCUGCAGGACUUCAGUUUGGUCGCGGAGGCUGCAAAGAGGGCACAAAUGGCCGUCGUUAUGCGAGAUCUAGAGAGCGUCACCCUUUAAUCGGGACCACGGCUUAA
Molecule: messenger RNA, 945 nt
Organism: Penicillium chermesinum
Lineage: Eukaryota; Fungi; Ascomycota; Eurotiomycetes; Eurotiales; Aspergillaceae
Exons: 1
Coding region: 1-945 (314 amino acids)
Source: RefSeq, a predicted model, not a curated record